This is a messenger RNA of Lasiodiplodia theobromae, 1422 nucleotides long. Its product is annotated as Arca-like protein. The record is from RefSeq and is a predicted model, not a curated record. Gene Ontology annotation, biological process: positive regulation of transcription by RNA polymerase II. Gene Ontology annotation, molecular function: DNA-binding transcription factor activity; transcription cis-regulatory region binding. Bases 1 to 1422 code for a protein of 473 amino acids. Lineage: Eukaryota; Fungi; Ascomycota; Dothideomycetes; Botryosphaeriales; Botryosphaeriaceae. The transcript has 8 exons. Gene Ontology annotation, cellular component: nucleus.
AUGUCUUCGGUGCCCCGAACUCGCACUGGCUGCCAGGCAUCUGAAAUCGUGGCCAACAUCAAAGGUUCUGGAAUUGGGAAAUGUGAAUACGACUUCUCCAAAAAUCAGCCGUGGUGCAAGACCACGCAUAACCUCAGCUAUGUCGACGAAACUCCUGAGCUUCGAAACAUUUACGACCAUGAUCAAGACCCCGAAGACAACAUAGUCGUCACUCCCCCUGGGUGGCGAGACCACAUCCCCUCGGUUCCCACUGAAGACUUUCCUGUCCGAACUCUGUCGCAAUCCACGGCAAUAAGACCACCUUCAGAGACGCGCCAGAGCCUAGAGCCUACCUCUUCGCUAGCAAGCGACUUUGCGCCGGAAUUUCCUUCCAUCUCAAACGCUCCCAGCUCGUUGUCGCACAUAUACUUGGACACGCCAGUAUGGCCACUAGAAAAGAAGGAAGAGGCUGCCUUGUUACGAUAUUUCGUCGACAACUUAGCUUCCUCGUUCGACCUUUGCGAUCCGGAUCGACAUUUUCAGCUCGUCGUGCCCCAAAGGGCAGCAGUUUGUCCGCCUUUGAUGAACGCCAUAUUGGCCGUAUCAGCGAGACAUUGGAGCAGAGUGGGAGAGUACGACCCCUACGUUGCCGAGCGAUAUCACUCGGAAUGCUUGAAGCAUUUGAUUCCAAUGCUGGAUGAGACGGCGGCUCUAAUGGACGAAAACCUCCUCGCGGCCACGGUGAUACUGCGCUUCUUGGAGGAGAUCGACAUCCCGGUGUCUGGCGCUGAAUCUCAAAGUCACCUUCUAGGGACACAGGUAUUCCUCACAGCACAAGAACGGUCGACUGUAUACGAUGUGCUGCGGUACUGCUUCGGCGAUGAAGAACAAACCACGGCGAACUACAACAGGUUGUUGGAUUAUUGCGACGGGUGGUACAUGUUCAAACCGCCGUCGUUCUCGCCCAUGUUCUACCGGGAGUCCGAUGGCGUGAACAACGUCUUCCCCGAGAUCUGGCUUCUUUGCGACGCUGUGACGACUGGUCUACAGCAUUACCAUCUCGCGAAGAUCCUCCUUACGGCACAUAACCCGAAGGUUCCACGACUUGGUCCAGGACAGAAGCAGGCAUUAACAAAGAUGGAUGAACAAAUCAAGGAAGAUGUCCGGGCGCUGUGCGGCAUGGCCAAUUCAAAUUCGCGCUGUCCGCCAAACUACGUAACCGCGUCUAUGGCCAUCGCGCUUGCUGGAGAGAGGUUCACCGAACCGGCUGAACAGAAAGCGCUCAUGGAAAUACUCCACACGUGUGAGACAAUUCAUGCAUGGCCGACGCGAGUCGCACAGAUACAGCUGAAAGAGGCCUGGGGUUGGCCGACAGAUGGCGAUGACUCGCAUAUAGAUGCGAGCAGGGUCAGCAUUGACGGGUUGGUAAAUGCGCUGUCUUGA